AGAAGAAUCCAGACCGAGGUUAGCGGACAUUCAUACCGACUGCCUGUCCUUGAUUGAAAAUGGCGUGGAGGCAAAUAAUCAGCUACACCAGGGCGAUUCCAGCUUCAACUCCUUUUGGGUUUUCUAGAUCAUUCUCCAAUUCGACUCCUUUUGUGGUGAAGGUUGGAAUACCAGAAUUUCUGAAUGGAGUAGGGGGAGGGGUUGAAGCUCAUGUGGCCAAGCUGGAAUCUGAGAUUGGUGACUUUCAGAAGCUGCUUGUUACUCGUACUCUUAAACUCAGGAAACUUGGCGUUCCCUGUAAACAUAGAAAAUUGAUACUGAAAUAUGCCCACAAAUAUAGGUUGGGGCUGUGGAGGCCACGAGCUGAGCCAGUGAAGGCACGGUGAAAGCGGUCUGGCUGCAGGAUGAUGUUCGCCUAUGGCUCAAUCCUACCAACAGACGUUUCUUUUUGAGAUUAGAAAUUAUAGGAUUUUUGGCCUCAAUGUAUGUGACAUUUCUUUUACCAUGUUUUUAAGAGGCAUUUUUUCCUCCUUUUCAUGUUUGACCAAUGAUACAUAUAAGGGUACUUGAUACCUAAUCCAUAUAUAUGUAAGUCCUUUUUUUUUUUUUUCUAUUAAUCAAUAAUAAUAUAUAUAAAGGGUUUUAUAAUUU
Messenger RNA from Rubroshorea leprosula, 651 nucleotides. The record is from the annotation of a GenBank genome assembly. Lineage: Eukaryota; Viridiplantae; Streptophyta; Magnoliopsida; Malvales; Dipterocarpaceae.